UGGCGGCUCAGUGCGAACCGAGGGUCUAACCCCAAGCUGGUUGUGAGCGUGGAACGUUAACGAGCUACAGGAUGUUCAGCUGGAUGGGGCGGCAAGCCGGUGGGCGCGAGCGCUCGGGCGGCACGGACGCUGUGCAGACAGUGACCGGAGGCCUGCGCUCGCUCUACCUGCGCAAGGUGUUGCCCCUGGAGGAGGCGUACCGUUUCCACGAGUUCCACUCGCCUGCGCUGGAGGACGCAGAUUUCGAAAACAAGCCCAUGAUCCUGCUGGUGGGCCAGUACAGCACUGGCAAGACCACCUUCAUCAGAUACCUACUGGAGCAGGAUUUCCCAGGCAUGAGGAUUGGUCCAGAGCCCACCACCGAUUCCUUCAUCGCUGUGAUGUAUGGGGAGACUGAGGGCAGUACCCCUGGGAAUGCAUUAGUCGUGGACCCCAAAAAGCCAUUUCGGAAGCUUAGUCGCUUUGGAAAUGCCUUCCUGAAUCGGUUCAUGUGCUCCCAGCUGCCCAAUCAGGUCCUGAAGAGUAUCAGCAUCAUUGACAGCCCUGGCAUCUUAUCUGGAGAGAAGCAGCGCAUCAGCCGAGGGUAUGACUUCUGCCAAGUCCUGCAAUGGUUUGCUGAGCGGGUCGAUAGGAUCAUCCUCCUCUUUGACGCUCACAAACUGGACAUCUCAGAUGAGUUCUCAGAGGCCAUCAAGGCCUUCCGGGGCCAGGAUGACAAGAUCCGUGUGGUCCUUAACAAGGCUGACCAAGUGGACACACAGCAGCUCAUGCGGGUCUAUGGGGCCCUUAUGUGGUCCCUGGGCAAGGUCAUCAACACGCCCGAGGUUCUGCGCGUCUACAUUGGCUCCUUCUGGGCACAGCCUCUGCAGAACACAGACAACCGUCGGCUCUUUGAGGCUGAGGCACAGGACCUCUUCAGAGACAUCCAGAGCCUUCCCCAGAAGGCAGCAGUGCGCAAACUCAAUGACCUCAUCAAGCGAGCAAGGCUGGCCAAGGUGCAUGCCUACAUCAUCAGCUACCUGAAGAAGGAGAUGCCAAAUGUAUUUGGAAAGGAAAACAAGAAGCGAGAACUCAUCAGCAGGCUACCAGAAAUCUACAUUCAGCUGCAGCGGGAAUACCAGAUAUCUGCGGGGGACUUCCCUGAGGUCAAGACAAUGCAGGAGCAGCUUGAGAACUACGACUUCACCAAAUUCCACUCACUGAAGCCCAAGCUGAUCGAGGCCGUGGAUAACAUGCUGAGCAACAAGAUCUCAUCCCUGAUGAGCCUCAUCAGCCAGGAGGAGAUGAGCAUGCCCACACAGCUGGUGCAGGGCGGUGCCUUCGACGGCACCACUGAGGGCCCCUUCAACCAGGGCUACGGGGAGGGGGCCAAGGAGGGGGCUGACGAGGAGGAGUGGGUAGUAGCCAAAGACAAGCCCAUCUAUGAUGAGCUCUUCUACACUCUUUCACCCAUCAAUGGCAAGAUAUCAGGAGUCAACGCCAAGAAGGAGAUGGUGACCUCCAAGCUGCCCAACAGUGUCCUGGGCAAGAUCUGGAAGCUGGCAGACUGUGACUGCGAUGGCAUGUUAGAUGAGGAGGAGUUCGCACUGGCCAAGCACCUCAUCAAGAUCAAGCUCGAUGGCUAUGAGCUGCCCAACAGCCUGCCACCCCACCUUGUGCCCCCCUCCCACAGGAAGUCCCUGCCAAAAGCCGACUGAAGGCAGGUCGCAGAACGGGGUGGGAAGUAUGGGAUGGGAAUCCUGGACCUGGGCCUGAGACCCGCUCUUCUACUGACUUGCUGAAUGACCUUGGGCAAAGCUGCCCUCUCCAUCUGUAGGACAGGAGGGCAGUCACUGGACCUCCUUCACCUCUAAAGUUCACUGAGUUUCUCUUAAAAUAUUGGGGGUAGUGGUGCGGGGGAUGGAUAAUGACAUUGAAAGUUUGAGAGGGGAAAUUAUCCCAAGUACUCAGAAGCCUGAAGAAACGUGGCAAGGGCUUGGUGGGCACCCAGGUACCUGGGGAAGGGUCCUGGGGCAUCACCUGGAACAGCUGAGUUUCAGGGCUGCACUGGGCUGUUCAGAGGCAGCAGCACCCAUCUGUCCUUCAGAGAGCACCAGGAGGCAACAAAGAUGAUCUCAUUUAUUUUAUUUGUUUCUUGCUAAAUUUGGAGUGGGGAAAAAAAAAUAGAGCAGAGAAAUAGAGUUUCUGUUUUCUCCAGUUGUCUACCAAAGAGAAGACUGAAGCCCAGGCUUGAUGCCCCAUGUCUUUGUGAGCCCCCAUCCCUCCUGCGGGCCCCAGCAGAGCAGGUAGCCAGGCCAGCAGGGCACAUGUCCCAGCACCCACUGACCACCCCUGCCAGGCCUCCCUCCAGGUGCUCCCAAGAAAGCUGUGUGUGGUUAGGAAUUUGGAGCUCACAACCUCUAUUAACCUCUGGCAAGGCCUCUAGUUUGCAGUUCAGGUCAUGUUGAUGUCUGCGGAUUAGUUUUUCUCACCAGUUUGCCUGAUACAUUGUAGCAAAGUCUAUUUAUCAGACAUAAUCUACAGUGAGGAAAAGAGGCAGUUCUCCUUUCUCAUUGUUUAGUGUGGCUCUCAACCACUGAAUGUUUCCAAGGGCUGUGGGGGAGAAGAGAUCAAUCUAAGGGGUUAGACUCUAUUUUUGUAGAAAAUAGGCAUUUUUAUUUCCACUCUUGUUUUUCUUACAGGAUAAAAAGUCUUUAUACAGAAAUCUUUCAUAUAAAACCUUUACUCAAAGACCAUGUGGUCGUAUUGUGAAUGCCAGUCUUGAGGCAGGAUUGGGCCACUUACCUCUCCAUUGGCUCAUGGGUCUUCCCAAGUCCUUGAGUGAACCUUUCCAGGCCACUCGCUCAGAUGCAUGGCUCAGAUGGAGGUAGUCAGUUCCCACUGCCACCUACCUACUCUGUUGGCCACAGCAGGAGGAGGCAGGUGACUUUCAACAGUAUUUAUGUAAUAAGAAUCACAAAAUAGUUAUGACCACAUGGCAUGGGCCCUGCCAACACCAAAAAUGAAUGAAAUCAAAACAGUACCAUGAGCCUUCUAAAAAAUUCUUUUUUUUUUUUUUUUCCCUGUCACCUGCCUCUGGUGACAUCAGGAUCUGAACUGCAGAUUUUAGAGAAAAUACUGAUUCUGGGGCAUCUGUUGAGAUGCUAACCUUCUACACCCCCCCACCCCAGUUUGCUUUCUAAAUAAUUCAGUUAUAAGUAAUUACAUAAUAUUUUUAAUCUGAAUGAGCAAUUUUAUAUUGAUACAUAGAAGAAAAAAAUUAUGAUUCCAGUACUGUAGUAUGAGCAGAUAGUUCUGUGAAGGUAAGGACCACCCAGGUGUGCAAAGGGUGGUGGCCACCAGGGAUAGACUGAAAAGAAGUUGGUUUGUCCAGAGGCCUGGAGAUGCCAGGGAGAGCUGACUUUUCAUUCAGAAUUGCCUUGUUUCUUUAACUUUGCUCAGUUGUUGUAUAUAAACAAAUAUAUACAUAUAUAUGCGUCAUGUGAGUAUUUUUAAAAUUUGUCAAUGUGCACACAUGUAGAUUCAUCCAGGUUGUAUCUAUACAGAGGUGUUUAAGGGACAGCAGGCUGAGGUUUCUAGUUUCUCCACAGAAGGAAACUUUUCAAGGCAGUGUGGGAGAGGAUCACACCUUAGUCCUGCCCCUACUGGUGCCUGAGACGUUCUUGAGAAAAAAAAAGAAGAAAGAAAUAACUUGUCCACUUUUUAUGAUAUGUUCUUACACCAUGAAGCUAUUCACCCUGAAAAGUUCGCUGGAACCCAGGACCAGCACAAAGGUCUCUGGAAUGUUAAAACUAAUGUUCUUUCUGAGUCCAAAGAAAACCUAUGAAUCUUGAAGCCCUACUUUCUACACAGUGUAUGCUCUCAUAUAAAUAAACCUCCACAGUCUUGA
Messenger RNA from Marmota flaviventris (yellow-bellied marmot), 3889 nucleotides. It is a transcript of the gene Ehd4, whose product is annotated as EH domain containing 4. NCBI's taxonomy places the organism in Eukaryota, Metazoa, Chordata, Mammalia, Rodentia, Sciuridae. The record is from RefSeq and is a predicted model, not a curated record. Gene Ontology annotation, molecular function: protein binding; GTP binding; calcium ion binding. Gene Ontology annotation, cellular component: cytoplasm; plasma membrane. Gene Ontology annotation, biological process: endocytosis; endosomal transport.